Heterocephalus glaber (naked mole-rat) is the source of this 3785-nucleotide messenger RNA. NCBI's taxonomy places the organism in Eukaryota, Metazoa, Chordata, Mammalia, Rodentia, Bathyergidae. The record is from RefSeq and is a predicted model, not a curated record.
CCUCUGGGGCAAGGCCGCGCAACACCGUUGUCAUGGCAGCAGUGUGGGAACCCGACUGUGGGUUUUGGAGCAUCCCUCGAGCAGCAGGCGCGCCGCCGGCGGUUCCUUGGGCCGGUCAGACACUGAACCCGGGGCGGCGACGCCGGAGGCAGGAAGGGAAACUGAAGUCCAGACAGGGGGUCCCAGCUGAUUUCCCUCAUUCCAGAGCUGAGAGGGAGAGGAGACUGGACAGGAAGAACAGGAUCUCAGCAGAGCACCCUCCACCCUGUCUCUAAGGAAUCCCUGUGGUCACUCACUGUCACCUUCAUCCAUUCCAGGGACUAGAGGGCUGUUUGAGGUCAGACCUGCACUGGGGACAGGAAGCCAGGAGCUGUGAGAAUGGCACACCUGCUGGGCAGCCAGGCCUGCAUGGACAGCCUGCGCAAGGACCUCACCGACCUGCAGGGCGCCAUCGUGGAUGUAUUUUCUCGAGCUGGGCCAGUGCACUUCCCCUCCUGGAAGUUUCCUGACCAGGUAGCCUGUGACCUCGACAUGGUGGCCCUGCUAGAGCACUAUGACCAUGUGCCGGGUGACCCUGAGUUCACACAGCUGUCCCAUGCUGUGCUGCUGGAGCUGGUCAUUGACAGAUUCCUGCUGCUUCUUCAGAGCUGUGGCAGCUACCUGGAGAACCUUGGCUCAGAGCAAAUGAUGCCCACUUACCAGGCAUCAGGGCCCUGCAUGUCUGUGGGGCUCACAGUGCGGCGCUUCUGGAACAGCCUGCUGAGGCUAGGGAUGCUCUAUCAGCAGACAGCCUCCCAGAAAAGGGCAAGCCAAGGGGAGAACCCCCCCUCCAAGUCCACAGCCAAGGGCAAGUCAGCCAGGAGCCCUGAAUGUGUUACUGCCAAGUUUAUCAAGCCUCCCUCUCCAACAUCAGGAUCAUCACACCAGACGUGCCAAGGGCCGCAGAGCAUUCCUGUCUCUCUGAGGUGCCCAGCCAGGACCUCUGAGAACACCAAGAGCAUCCACUCCCAGACCACUGAAACAGCCCUGGUGCCCUGUGAUGCAUGCACCAGUGUCCAGGGCAGCCUGAGGGAAGUGGGCAAGGUGGUCAUCAGCCUUUGUCAGAACCAGAACUUGCCCUCAUCUUUGGGCCAGUUCCAGCAGCUGGUGCAGGACAGCAUGGGGAUCAGGCCCCUGCCGGCUACCACCAUGGGCCACUGGGCAGAAGAACAGAGCAAAGACCUGACUCGCCUCAGUAAGCACAUGGGGGCCCUCACUCAGCUUGUUGGGCCUCUCAGGGCCCAGCUGGAGGAGAGCGAGGGGCAGAAGGAUGGCCUGAGGAAGCAGGUGGCCAAGCUGGAGCAGGACUUGCAGCAGGAGCAGGGUGAGCGGCAACAGCAGGAAGAAGAGUCCAAGCGGCACCUGACCAAGUGGGAGUGUGACAGGCAGCAACUACUUGCAGAAAUAUGUGACCUAAAGACGCAGGUGGCUAACCUCAAGGGAGAGCUGAAGCAGCAGCAGGACUCCAUGCUGGCCGUAGAGGCAAAGGCCCAGCAGCUGCAGGAGGAAGUUGAACACAGGAUGGCAGCCGAGAGGCAGGUGCAGCAGCUGGAGGAGCAGGUGCAGCUGCUGGCAGGACGGCUGGAUGGAGCUGGCCAGCAGAUCCGCUGGGCCAGCACAGAACUGGAUAAGGAGAAGGCCCGUGUGGACAGUAUGGUCCGCCACCAGGAGUCCCUGCAGGCCAAACAGCGGGCCCUGCUACAGCAGCUGGACAGCCUAGACCAGGAACGUGAGGAGCUGCGGGGCGGUCUGGAUGAGGCUGAGGCCCAGCGGGCCCAGAUGGAGGAGCAACUGCAGAGCCUGCGGAGUGAGAAGGAGCAGGGACAGUGCCAGCUCCAGGCCCAUCAGGAGCUGCUGCAGGGCCUGCAGCGGGAGAAGCAGGACCUGGAACAGGAGACAACAGACCUGCGGCUGACUGUAUUGGACCUGCAACGGGAGAUGGCAGAGCUGAAGGAGCAGGAGCGGCUGCUGGUGGCCUUCCCUGACCUGCACAGGCCCGUGGAGGCCCAGAUCCAAAGCUCUGGCAAUGUCACAGAAGACAUGAAGAGGCAAAUACAGGCCAAUGACAUCCGUAUCCACAUCCUGCAGGAGGAGAAUGGGCGGCUCCAGUCAAUGCUAUCCAAAAUCCAUGAGGUGGCCCAGCAGGGGGGCCUCAAGCUAAUCCCGCAGGACCAACUGUGGUUCCCUCCAGGCAAGACAGCAGAACCUGUUGCCCAGGCCCAGAGGACAUCCCCAAGGCCCCUGAGCAGGCGGUACCUUCCUAGCAGCAGGAUGGGCAGCACAGGCAGGACCCCGCCAGGCCAUCCCCAAAGAUCCCCUCCUCGGCAACCCACCAACUGGCCCAGCAAGUCUUCCCUUGAGGAUGUGACCCACUCUGCCAUCUGCGCUCAGAACCCCAUCCGGGCCUUGGUCAGGCUGAGGAGGAGACUUUCACCAAACCAGGGCCGGGCAAGCUCUGCACAACAGCCCCAGGAGCGGCCUACAUAACUUGCAGCAGGGAAGGGGCUGCAGGGAAGGUGGCUGGCAACUCCCCAAUGGAAUAAAGUCCCAGCCAUCUGCCCACAGCAUUCUUGGCCUCACAGCAUGGCUGAACUGGAGGGACAGUCCUUCCUUCCCUUUGCAGGACAUUGGUCAGGAGAGACCUGGCUAGCAGAGCCCUGGCACUGUGUGCCCUCGGUAAGGGGGAGCUUUCUGCCUCUCUCUGGAUAGGCUGUGGGAGAAGAGAGCACAUCAAGGGCAGAAAGAAACUUCUAGCACCUGGGCCAGGUGAAAAGCAGUCCUUCCACUAUCACAGCAAGGGUCAAGGGGCAAACUUGGAUAUAGUGACUGGUAUCCACUGAGCCACCUAUGUCAAGGUGAUGGUGUAUGGGGGAGGGCCAGAAAGGACAUUGAAACAAGCAAGGAAUCCAAGGCCAGGAUCUUGGUUCUGGACUCACUGAAGCAGGCAGAGGACAGUGAUGCCUUCAGCCUCCCAUCCUGCCUUUAAAUCUGGGCCUGGCAGCAUUAAGGACUGAAGAACACCAGGAAUCCUUUCACUGAGGAACUCCCUGCCUUUAGGAACUCAUGAGAGUGACAAAGGAGUUGUCUACAUCCUAAAGGUCAGAGCCCCAGAGGCCACCAAAGGCAGGGCCAGGCCUCUGGACACUUUAGCCAGCCCUGACUUUACUAGGCCUAGAUCUUGGGGGCUGUUCAACCUAGGGUGCCAUGUGGCUGAGCACUGAUGUCACCAAACACCAUAGGCACACAAUGGUCAUUGUCCUCAAGAAGCCACUGGCUCAUAACGAGUCCUCCCUUGUCUGUGAAGGAUAGGCUCAGAGACCUCACUGAGAACAUUUUUUUUUCUCUAGUACCCAGGGAUUGAAUCCAUGGCCUCAGGCACAAUAAGCACUCUACCUAUCACUGAGCUACCCCAGUCCCCUUGCUAAGGACUUAGGCUGUGCUCUCAGCCUUCUAUGGCAUUUUUCCUGGUGAGGAUGGUGAGGCCAUCAGGUGGAACACUGAAGUUUACAGAGAAGAAUCAAGAGCAGGGUCACAUAUGUUGCAGGGCCAGCACUGUUAGGUCUGCCUAACUCUUGCUUCUGAGAAGUUCCAGGGUUCUUGAAGAGGCUGGGAUGCCCUGGGCCACCUCUAAGGGGAGAGCCAGCCAUUGAGGGUGGCUCAUUGAGCAGAUGGUCUGGCCAAGUCCAGGGGGAAGCCCUGUCACAGCUGAAAUCAAGGUAUUAAACCCAGCACGUUUCUUUCUGUCA